AUGCACCGUCAACAUAUACACUGCACCACGCAGAUCGAAGAGUUGAAGGCCCUGGACCCUUCCCUGGUUCCCCUCCAAGGUUUCCGCUUUCGGAUAUUUGUCAUCCCGAUCUCGGGAUCUCGCGAUAACGAUAAGGUGUGGGCCCUGCCCAGGUGCCCAGGUGCCUCUCUACUGGCUCACUCUCAUGCCUACAUUUGUACGGAGUAUGAGCGCUUCAAUAUGCCGCUACGGAUCGCCAUCUUAACAUGCGACACCCCUGUCCCCGAGGCCAACCGACCCUAUAAUGGGUAUGGCGGCAUUUUCACGUCGCUGCUGGAAUCCAGCGCCACAGCGAGCGGUCUGGAUCCGCGUGAUCUUGAAAUCACCGUAUUUGACAUCGUCGAUGGCAGUCAUUAUCCAAAGCUGGAGGACAUCGAUGCUAUCCUCAUGACUGGAUCAAGUGCGUAUUGGCUUAGGGACCUCUGUACUUGUGCUAAUACUGCAACAGAGUACAACUCCUAUGAUGACACCCCAUGGAUUUUACGCUUGCUGGAGUAUACCAAGAAAGUUUUAGCACAGGACCGGGUUCGGAUACUCGGAAUUUGCUUUGGUCAUCAAAUCUUGGGACGUGCUUUGGGCACUAAGGUAGGACGAAGCGAUCAGGGCUGGGAGGUUUCCGUGUGUGACAUGGACUUGACAGAGAAGGGAAAAGAGGUGUUUGGUCGGGACAAAAUUCGGAUCCAGCAAAUGCACCAGGAUAUCGUCUUCUCGGUUCCCCCGAAUGUGAUCUCGCUGGGAUCUUCCCCUCGAUGUGAGGUGCAGGGCAUGUAUGCGGCUCGCCGUUUCAUCACAGUGCAGGGGCAUUCCGAAUACAAUGAAGCUAUUGUAAAAGAGAUUGUAAACAUUCGGACCCGGGCGGGAGUAUUCAAAGCCGAGUUCGCGCAAGAUGCUCUUGAUAGAGCUGGAAAGGACCACGAUGGCCUGGGAAUUGCCACCGUUUUCCUCAAGUUCCUACUGGAGGAAUAA
Molecule: messenger RNA, 1005 nt
Organism: Penicillium olsonii
Lineage: Eukaryota; Fungi; Ascomycota; Eurotiomycetes; Eurotiales; Aspergillaceae
Source: the annotation of a GenBank genome assembly